ACUCUCCCAAUUUUUUUUGUUUGUGAUCUCUUUCUUCCCCCUCACUGCCUUCGCGCAUCACUUCUCCUCUUCCCUCAUAAAAAACGACGACCCCUGUAAUCCUCGUCCCUCCUCUUUUUGAUACUCAGAAGGCUAACAGAAGAGCUCCUUAAGAUCUACUCGGCUUCAAUCUGCACUCACUAUCUCCCACCGCCAUUCCAUGUCAGAUUCGUCUGCUUAACCGUCCAAGCCUUGAUUAUCUUGUGUACAGGUCUAACUCAUAGAAAUUAAAACUUUUUGCUGCCUGAAAGGAUUAUGCAACUUAAGACUUGAGAGAUUAAAGUACAUUUUGGUUCAUCCAAAUAUCCAAUGGAGUGUUGGGAGCAGAAGUAAUUCAGAAGAACUUUCAGAAAAAACAUUUGGUGAUUAUGGAGUGUAACAGAGAUGAGGCUCAAAGGGCCAGAUCAAUUGCUGAGGCAAAGUUAGAGCAGAGAGAUUUCGUCGGUGCAAAAAAGUUUGUCUUCAAAGCACAAGCGUUGUAUCCAGGGCUAGAAGGACUUCCCCAGUUGUUAACAAUUCUUGAUGUGUAUAUUUCUGCAGAAAAUAAGAUAAGUGGAGAAACUGAUUGGUAUGGAGUGCUGGGGGUGAGCCCCACCGCAGAUGAUGAAACUGUUAGGAAACAAUAUAGGAAAUUGGCUCUUAUACUUCACCCCGAUAAAAACAAAUUUCCUGGUGCUGAUGGGGCAUUUAAACUCCUGUCAGAAGCUUGGAGCUUGUUGUCUGAUAAAGCUAAACGGUUAAUGUAUAAUCAGCGGAGAACAUCAACUAGAGGUCAUCAACAAAAACCUCCAGUGCAUUCUAGCGGUGGCCCCACACGAACGAAUGGCAUUUAUAAUAAUCUCAGUGGUGGUGCUCGGAUGGCACCCACUUCUGUCCGUCCUCCAUCGAAACCAAGAAUCGACACCUUCUGGACCCUUUGCCUCCGGUGCAACAUGCACUAUGAGUAUCUGAAAGUAUAUCUUAACCAAACACUACUUUGUCCCAAUUGUCGUCAGGCCUUUAAGGCCACACAGAUGCCUCCACCUAAUUCAGCCCCUCGAUCACAGCAGUCGAAUCCAGGAAGAAAUGUUGGACCAGGCAGACCGCCAACUGGGGGUCUUAGUUCUGCCAACCACCCAAACUUCCAGCGAGGCCCACUCUCUGGAAUGGCUGAUCCUUCAAUUGCGGCUAAGGCAGCAAACGUCGUACAGCUGGCGCAUGAGAGAAUGAAAAGGGAGCGUGAGGGUUCGCAAAAUGCUACUUAUAACUCUGGUUUUAAAAACGAAACUUCCAAUAAAAAGGCAAGACUGAGUGAGGAGAUUAACCGUUUCGUCUCAAAUCCAGUCCAUAACUUUUCAGGUCGGCAUUCUAGAGAGUUGACCCCAUAUGAGACCACCAAGAUGCUGAUGGUGAAAGCCAAGACAGAGAUUCUCAAAAAGAUGAACGAGUGGAAAUCAGAAACCAUGCACAAGUCGGCUCCAGAUAAGGAGAAGUUUAAAGACAAAAAGAACGGAAAAGAAAAGAUUGAUAAUAUGAAUGAGAAAUCCAAUCAGUCUUUCGUGAGAGAAGCAGAGAAUUUGAAAUCUUCUGCCUCUGAUGAUGAUGAAGUGGGCAAGGAAAAGGAAGAUCCUGCAAUGGCAAGUAUGAGUGUUCCAGAUCCCGAUUUUCACAAUUUUGACCUGGAUCGAACUGAAAGCUGUUUUAAAGAGAAGGAAGUUUGGGCUGCUUAUGAUGAUGAUGAUGGAAUGCCCCGUUUCUAUGCCAUGAUACAUAAAGUUAUGUCAGUCAAGCCGUUCAAGCUGAAACUCAGUUGGCUUAACUCAAAAACCAAUGCUGAAUUCGGCCCCUUGGGAUGGGUUGCUUCAGGUUUCUACAAAACGUGUGGUGAAUUCAGAGCAGGCAGAGCUGAACAGAGCAGGUCUAUUAAUUCUUUCUCACAUAAGGUUAAGUUUUCGAAAGGACCCCACGGAACUAUUCACAUUUUCCCGCAGAAAGGGGAGGUUUGGGCCCUCUUCAGAAACUGGUCUCCCGAUUGGAACGAACAUACCCCUGAUGAGGUGAUUCACAAGUAUGACAUGGUGGUGGUGGUCGAUGACUAUGAUAGUGAUAAGGGAAAGGGUGUGUCAGUUUCCCCACUUGUGAAGGUCAGCGGUUUCAAGACGGUGUUUCAUCCCCAUCUCGACCCUGGAAAAGUAAAACUAAUACCAAAAGAAGAGAUGUUUCGCCUCUCUCAUCAGGUUCCAAGCCAUUUGCUUACGGGUCAAGAAGGUCAGAAUUGUCCAAAGGGAUACAUAGAGCUGGACCCGGCCGCUACUCCGUUGGAACUUCUUCAGGUAACAACAGCAGAUGAUGUUAAUGUGGUGCCAACAGUGGAGAAGAUUGGAGACAUUAUGGGAGAUGUGAUGGAAGUGAAAAGUUAGAGUGGUAAAUCACAUAGAUAUUUUUUGCAACUGAAUUUGUAGCUAUUAGGUGUUCUUUUGGUUGUUUUGAAGAAAUGACUGUAGUUGAAGGAGAUUAUAUUUGGCGCUGAAGCAUGGGAAAAGAAAAAGGAAAACAAGAUUGAUUUUGUUGUGGCUAGAGGUAACUCUUAAUGCCAUGAUGUUUUCACACUCUUAAGAUGGUAACAGAUGACUGUUCUUUAAGUUUUAUUGUGAAGGCCUUUUGACAAUAUGGUAAAACAAGUUGAUGUUUUGACCAAUUACAUAUAGGUUACUUUUUGCCAGUCACAAAACAGCACAGUUCACUACAUUAUGCUUCCGCACAUUCAUGAUCAUUUUUUUUAAUUUAGUUUAUUAAUUCAAUUAGUACAAUUUUGGGUAUAUAAA
Messenger RNA from Cuscuta europaea, 2843 nucleotides. NCBI's taxonomy places the organism in Eukaryota, Viridiplantae, Streptophyta, Magnoliopsida, Solanales, Convolvulaceae. The record is from the annotation of a GenBank genome assembly.